This is a messenger RNA of Panonychus citri (citrus red mite), 814 nucleotides long. Its product is annotated as ribonuclease P protein subunit p14-like. The transcript is spliced from 3 exons. Gene Ontology annotation, cellular component: ribonuclease P complex. The coding region runs from base 123 to 512 and encodes 129 amino acids. NCBI's taxonomy places the organism in Eukaryota, Metazoa, Arthropoda, Arachnida, Trombidiformes, Tetranychidae. The record is from RefSeq and is a predicted model, not a curated record. Gene Ontology annotation, biological process: tRNA 5'-leader removal.
CUUGAAUUUUUGUUUUUGUGAUUGAAUUUUUAACUUUCAUCUUGGUUUUUUUUUAUUUUAAUUGUUCUAAUUAAUUCUUAUUGUUUUAUCUUAUCGUUUUCUCUUUAUACCAUUGAUCUACAAUGGAAUUGAGUAAAAAUAAACGCUAUCGAUUUAUUCGUGAUGAUAGAUUCCAUAUAUUUGCCGAUAUUAGUAUUGAAACUCAGCUUAAAAAGCUUGAUAUUUGCCCUAGGAAUCUUAAACUAAUGCUUAUCUCUUUCAUGAAAGACGCUUUUGGUGAUUAUGGUGUCUCAAUUCCUAUAGAUGUAAUGAGUUUCUCGAAUAAAGAUUGUCGAGCAUUCAUUAGAUUUCCAGCAAGGGACAGUGUUAGAGUUCAAAGUGCUUUGGCCUUAGCACAUACUUGGGAAAACCGAUCAAUCCAUAUAAUGAUUCAUAAGAUUUCACAUGCAAUCUCAUCUCUAUGUUUAAACUCACACGAUCAAGCUCAUCAAAUAGCUGAUAAAUGGAAUUGACGUUUAGCUUAAGAAAUUAGUCCGAUAAACCAACAAACAAACAAACAAACUCUAUACAUAUUUAAAUUAAUAACUAAUCAAAUACACAAAUGAACACAAACAAAAAGCAAUCAACAAAUUUUUCUAACCAACACAAGAAGAAAAAAAUCUCUAACCUUGUAAAUCAUUGGAAAUCUUUUCUUUUUUUUAUCAUCAUAAUUCUAACAAUUAAGCCUCUGGACAAUAAACUCGUGCAACGUACAAAAAACAAACAAUUAAAAAAAGAUAAAAAUUGAAACAAUACAAAACAAGAGCAAAAAUAA